Messenger RNA from Diorhabda carinulata, 999 nucleotides. RefSeq names its product transcription initiation factor TFIID subunit 11 (gene Taf11). Gene Ontology annotation, cellular component: transcription factor TFIID complex; nucleus. Gene Ontology annotation, molecular function: transcription coactivator activity; protein heterodimerization activity. The record is from RefSeq and is a predicted model, not a curated record. The transcript is spliced from 3 exons. Lineage: Eukaryota; Metazoa; Arthropoda; Insecta; Coleoptera; Chrysomelidae. Bases 300 to 947 code for a protein of 215 amino acids. Gene Ontology annotation, biological process: RNA polymerase II preinitiation complex assembly; transcription initiation at RNA polymerase II promoter.
AAUGGAAUAAUUUUACAAUUAGAAAUUAAUGCUUAAACCAUAAAAUAAUUUGAGGUAUAACGAUACAGUAUCACAAAAAUACCCAACAUUUCGCUUGAAUAUGUACGUUAAUUCUCUACAAUUUUAAGAUGAGAUAUAAUAUCUUUUCGAUGUAUAUUGGUGAAAAAAUAACAGUUCUCAAUAUGUCAUCUCAAAUAUAACCUCUAAGUUUAUGUGUCAACAAUAAAAACAUUUAUUUACUAGAUUUAAGCAUAACAUAAAAGUUUAGAGUAAGGAAAAAAAUAGGUAGUUUGAGUAUAAUGGAUGAUAUUUUAACAAAAAAGGAAUUAGAUAACAUAAAACAAGAUAAUUUAGAAUUAGGCGAUAUACAUUCGGACGAAGAAAUUUUAGAGGAAGAUGAUGAUUCUCAUGAUAUGGGACUAGCAAUAGAAGAAAAUUUACGAGACUUCAGCUCAGAUUUCAAUAAUACCUCACAAAUUGUUGAAGUUAAACAAGAAGAUAUACUUGGCCUCGGUUCUGAUAUAAUACUACCUCAAGUAUCUCAAAGCCAAACUACCAAUUCACCAAAACAUAAAAAAGAGACAAAAACCAAGAAGGAAUUGGAAGAAGAAGAAAGAGAAAAGAUGCAAGUCCUAGUUUCGAAUUUCACAGAAGAACAGUUGGAUCGUUAUGAAAUGUAUAGAAGAUCAGCGUUUCCUAAAGCUGCUAUCAAAAGGCUGAUGCAAACAAUAACUGGUUGUUCUGUUUCUCAAAAUGUUGUUAUUGCUAUGGCCGGUAUAGCUAAAGUAUUUGUGGGAGAAGUAGUAGAAGAAGGAUUGGAUGUCAUGGACGAAUUGGGGGACACGGGACCUUUACAACCCAAACAUCUUCGUGAAGCUGUUAGGAGAAUGAGACGAUACGGUGGUAUUCCAAGUGGUAGAGACUAUAGAACACAUUAUCGAAUAUGAAUUAUUAAUUUUCUUUUUAAUUAUUAUUGUAUAAUAAAUUUUGUUUGGUAAA